Molecule: messenger RNA, 2111 nt
Organism: Glycine soja
Lineage: Eukaryota; Viridiplantae; Streptophyta; Magnoliopsida; Fabales; Fabaceae
Product: aluminum-activated malate transporter 12-like
Exons: 6
Coding region: 334-1842 (502 amino acids)
Biological process (GO): malate transport
Cellular component (GO): plant-type vacuole membrane
Source: RefSeq, a predicted model, not a curated record
CCAAUAUGAUAACAACCCGUUUCUGUAAGGUUUGGUUUUCUCCACUGAACAUUGACUCUAAGUACCUGUGAAAGCUACCACCUUCUAUUCUCUUUUAUAACCACACUGGAUUGCACCAGCAAAACGGCUGGAACUAUCUGCAUCCAUAUUAUAAUUAGUCCCAUCAUUAAGAGGGGGAAAAAUAAAGUUUCCCUAUUGUCUUUAUUACUUGUUCCUUGUCAUCUUGUGAAAGCUUUUAAGCUAAACGUAACAUAACAUACCCUUGAUCAUAUCUGAAACAUUAAUGAUUAUUCUGUUCAGAUAUUAAAGCUGAUUCAGGCUUUGGAAGUUUCAAUGGCUGAAACCAAUACUAGUAACAAAAGCUCUAGCCAAUUGAGGUAUGUUUAUAGUUUUGCCGAUAAGGUGAAAAGUUUUCCUGGUUGGGCAAGGAGGGCAACAUGGAAGGUUGGCAAAGAGGAUCCAAGAAGGGUGGUUCAUGCUUUGAAAGUUGGCAUGGCUUUGACACUAGUUUCUUUGCUGUAUCUGAUGGAGCCAUUGUUCAAAGGGAUUGGGAAAAAUGCUAUGUGGGCUGUUAUGACUGUGGUUGUGGUUAUGGAGUUCACUGUAGGGGCAACAUUAUCCAAAGGACUAAAUAGAGGAUUAGGGACUCUUUUAGCAGGAUCAUUGGCAUUUCUUAUUGAGUAUGUUGCAGAUGCCCCAGGUCGGAUUUUUCGAGCAGUUUUCAUCGGUGUUGCAGUUUUUAUGUUAGGAGCAAUGACUACUUAUGUGAGGUUCAUCCCCUAUAUCAAGAAGAAUUAUGACUAUGGUGUUCUGAUCUUUCUCCUGACCUUUAAUUUGAUAACUGUAUCAAGCUACCGCAUUGAUAAUGUCUGGAACAUUGCAAAAGAUCGCAUGUCCACCAUUGCCAUAGGUUGUGGCCUAUGUCUUGUGAUGAGCAUAUUAGUAUUUCCAAAUUGGUCAGGAGAAGAUCUCCACAACAACACUAUAUCAAAGCUUGAAGGCUUAGCCAACUCUAUACAAGUCUGUGUCAGGGAAUAUUUUUAUGAUUCUGCAAAAGAAGCAACUGAAGAUGAUGAUUCAUCGGAGGAUCCAAUUUACGAAGGUUACAAGGCUGUUUUAGACUCCAAAGCAAACGAUGAAACACUGGCAUUACAAGCAAGCUGGGAACCAAGAUGCUCAAGAUAUUGCCACAGAAUCCCAUGGCAUCAAUAUGCAAGAGUGGGAGCUGCUCUCCGCCAAUUCAGUUACACUGUUGUAGCAUUACAUGGAUGUCUACGGUCUGAAAUUCAGACACCAAAGUCAAUCCGUGCCCUGUACAAAGACUCUUGCAUGAGACUUGGAGAGGAAGUGUCAAAAGUAUUAAGGGAACUGGCCAACAGCAUAAGGAACAAUAGUCAAUUCUCCACUCAAACACUCUCAAACAAUCUAAAUGAAGCAUUACAAGACCUGGACAAUGCCUUAAAAUCCCAACCACAACUUGUACUAGGCUCAAGGAAUGGUCGAGUUCAAAAGCUUGAAGCUGAGGACACAGCAGCAGCAAGAACCUCAUUAUCGAGUGUUAAGAAUGAUUUUUUUUCACCACGAAAGAAGGUUUUAAGGCCGCAACUGAGUAAGAGUGCCAUCAUUAGCCUUGAAUUCUCAGAGGCAUUACCCUUUGCUGCUUUCACUUCUUUGCUUUUAGAGAUGGUGGCUAAACUGGAUCAUGUUAUGGUUGAAGUUGAAGAGUUGGGUCGGAUGGCACACUUUAGAGAGUUCAAAGAAGAUGAUGAGAUUGUAGUGACUUUCGAGAAAUCAAAAAUGAUUAUAGCUCAGAAUGGCUUGCCUUCUUAUGGAGCAGAGUAGUUGGUAGAGUCCAUAGGGAGCAAUGAGAGAUAUUAGCAGAGUUACAUGAGUACAUAGAUGCAUGCAUGCAUACAUUCGUGUGUGUAUGUAAAGGAACUUGCUCGUCUUUUUACAUGGAAAAGAUGUACGUAAAAUGCUUCCACAACAAUUAUUACCCUCAAGUGCAAAGUGAGCUCCUAUGCUUUUGUUAAGAUUUCUCACGAGCCUUGUGCAUACGGAUUACGGAAGAAUAACAUAUAUACAUCUAGGUAUAUGAUUUUACAAUUUUA